Molecule: messenger RNA, 1195 nt
Organism: Eremomyces bilateralis CBS 781.70
Lineage: Eukaryota; Fungi; Ascomycota; Dothideomycetes; Eremomycetales; Eremomycetaceae
Product: 3,4-dihydroxy-2-butanone 4-phosphate synthase
Exons: 3
Coding region: 431-1195 (254 amino acids)
Biological process (GO): riboflavin biosynthetic process; aerobic respiration
Cellular component (GO): mitochondrial intermembrane space; cytosol
Molecular function (GO): 3,4-dihydroxy-2-butanone-4-phosphate synthase activity
Source: RefSeq, a predicted model, not a curated record
GGGCGAGCCGAACCCUCUAAAUCGUUCCCCGGAUCUUGACCAGAAAGGCCCCAAAAAAAUUCCGAAGAGUGCACCUGAUGACCUGACUCCCACUUAGCAAGAUAUAACUAGCCGGCCAGCCGUGGAAUCGUCCGUUGGACAGUUGUACUUAUUAUCCUGAUUUCCAAUUGCUGCGGAAUUGUGGCGUGUUUCCUUCCGAGCUGACAAAAUUCGACGAACUUGAAGGCAAAAGUCCAGGGCCGUGAGCCGAGCCGCAAGAUCCAAAUUACGUUACCUUAUCCGUCACCGGCGUGGAAGGCAAACCAAGUCCUAUAUCGCAGAACCCCUUACCACCGCUUCAAUUGAGAAGGGAACGGCUACUGUUUAUACAUUAUCGGGCAUUUCUUCACAUAUCGGAAACGAAGAACACCGACCGAAACAUUCCGCAACCAUGACCGGAGUCCAGACACCCCACGUCAAUGGCGCGAACGGCGUCAAUGGCACCGUUCCCGAGCGCACCGUGGCUCCCGGCGUGCAGUUCGACAAUAUCGACGACACAAUAGAAGCGUUCGCCCGUGGCGAAUUCAUCCUCGUCCUCGACUCCGCCUCCCGCGAAAAUGAAGGCGACCUCAUCAUCGCCGCCUCCGACCUCACCCCGGCCAAAUGCGCCUUCAUGAUCCGCCACACCUCCGGCUACCUCUGCGCGCCGCUGACCCCGGCCCGCUGCCUCGCCCUCGACCUCCCGGCCAUGAUCCCCCUCGCCAACAGCACCGACCCACACCGCACCGCCUACACCAUCACCGUCGACGCCGCCGACGGCACCACCACCGGCAUCAGCGCCGCUGACCGCGCUCGCACGAGCAACCUCCUCGCCGACCCGAACGCUGUGCCCACGAGCUUCCGCCGCCCGGGCCACGUCGUCCCGCUGUGUGCGCGGGAGGGCCUGAUCCGCGAGCGUCAGGGGCACACGGAGGCGGCCGUAGAGUUCUGCCGGUUGGCGGGGAAGCAUAUGGCGGCAGUGAUUGGGGAAAUGGUGACGGAUGGGGAGGCGGACAAGGAUGGGCGGCCGGAGUAUGUGGGCGUAGAUAUGAUGCGGAGGGAUGGAUGUUUGGAGUUUGGGCGGAAGUGGGGGAUUCGGGUGUGCACGAUUGAGGAUUUGGUGGAAUAUGUGGAGGCGAAGGAGGGGAAAAUUGUGGGAAAUAAAAAAAGGGGAUAG